Messenger RNA from Onychostoma macrolepis, 1092 nucleotides. RefSeq names its product major histocompatibility complex class I-related gene protein-like. Bases 1 to 1077 code for a protein of 358 amino acids. Lineage: Eukaryota; Metazoa; Chordata; Actinopteri; Cypriniformes; Cyprinidae. The record is from RefSeq and is a predicted model, not a curated record. The transcript has 8 exons. Gene Ontology annotation, cellular component: external side of plasma membrane. Gene Ontology annotation, biological process: immune response.
AUGUGGCUCGUAGUGCUUGUGUUUGUUGGAGUUCAUUUUGCUUAUGCUGGAAAACACUCUCUGAAAUACUUCUACACUGGUGUGUCUGGAGACAUUGACUUCCCAGAGUUCACUGCAGUUGGUCUGGUUGAUGACGAGCAGUUUAUGUACUUUGACAGCAACAAAAAGGAAGCUGUGCCGAAGACAGAGUGGAUGAAACAGAAUGAAGGAGCAGAUUACUGGGACAGACAGACUCAGCCCCUGAUUGGCAGCCAUCAGACCUUCAAAAACAACAUACAGUUCCUAAAGGAAUGGUUCAACCAAUCAGCAGGUGUGCACACACUCCAGCGAAUGUACGGCUGUGAGUGGGAUGAUCAAACUGAAGCAACAAAUGCAUUCAAACAGUAUGGGUAUGAUGGAGAGGACUUUGUGUCUCUGGACUGGAAAGAGCUGAGAUAUUUUUCUCCAGUGCAGCAAGGAGUCCAAACUGCACAGAACUGGAACAAUAAAAAAGGCUUCCUUGAGAAUGACAGAAAUUACUACAGCAUUGUUUGUAUUGAGUGGUUGAAGAAUUAUCUGCAAUAUGGAAAGAGGAGACUGCAAAAAAUGGUCUCUCCUCGGGUGUCUCUGCUGCAGAAGUCUUCCUCGUCUUCAGUCUCGUGUCAUGCUACAGGUUUUUACCCCAGUGGAGUAACAAUCACCUGGAUGAGAAAUGGACAAGAGCUUCAUGAGGAUGUAGAUCUCAGUGAACUUCUUCCCAAUGAGGACGGGACCUUUCAGAGGACGAGCACCAUCAAAUUUACACCUGAUGAGUAUAAGAACAACAAGUUCAGCUGUGUGGUGGAGCACCAGGGCAAAACCAUGACAGCAAAUGAGAUCAGGACAAACAAUGCAGAUUCUGCUCCCAUCAGCAUCAUUGUUGGUGUUGUUGCUGUUGUCCUGUUAAUGUUCAGUGGUGUCGCUGGAUAUUUGGUGUAUUGGAAAAAAGAAAAAUUAGGGCCUAACACCUCAGCUGUUGACAGUGCCACAAGUCUACUAUCCUCUGACAGCUCAAGUGUUGAAAACACCAAGGGCCCAAAAAAAAGAGACACAAGAUGAUUGUGCAAGACACAA